This is a messenger RNA of Cottoperca gobio, 2170 nucleotides long. RefSeq names its product vestigial-like family member 3 (gene vgll3). Bases 321 to 1355 code for a protein of 344 amino acids. The record is from RefSeq and is a predicted model, not a curated record. The transcript is spliced from 4 exons. Gene Ontology annotation, cellular component: nucleus. Gene Ontology annotation, biological process: regulation of DNA-templated transcription. Lineage: Eukaryota; Metazoa; Chordata; Actinopteri; Perciformes; Bovichtidae.
CUCACCCAAUCAGAAGCGCUCUGAAAACUUGUCAGAGAAGAGUUUUUUUCUUUUCUUUUUUAGGAUACAGUGUGUUUGUCUCUUACCGUUUUGAUCCAUUUUGUGGCCCCGGGUGGUGCUGGUGGAGCGCGCAGCAGGAGGUGCAUUGUCUGUAUGCAAACUGGACGACAUGGCUAUUGUAUGCGUUUGGGCAUAUAUGGAGGCACCGAUGGCUCGGAGGAUACAGCCCGUCUGAAGUCUCAGGAGUGGAGAGUGAGUCGCCCUCGGCUGUGUUGUGCGCGUUUCACUUUUUUCAUCAAUAACCGCUCGGGUCCGUCGUUAUGAGUUGCCUGGAUGUGAUGUACCACCAAAGCUAUGGAGCGCACUACCUCCCGGCGUACAAAGCGACGUACUAUAACCACCAUCACCAGCAACAACAGAGGAGGCUGAGUGUUUACAGUAAGAUGCAGGAGUGUAUGGAGCAGCAGCAGCAGCAGCAAGGAGGAGGAAGAGGGAUGCUUUCCAGGGAACAGGGCCUCCGGCAGGGUCCUAUAGCACUAGGAACCGAAUCAGGCCAUAGAGCCACAUCCGACUCAGAGCUAAAGGAUGGUCAUCAACCAGCAGAGGCAGAGUACUUGAGCUCCCGGUGUGUUUUGUUCACCUACUUCCAAGGCGAAAUUGGGGACGUGGUUGACGAGCACUUCUCCCGAGCUCUCAGUCAGUCCAGCACCUUCAACAGCGAAACCAAACCGAUCCGAGUGACUCAGCCGUCAGCCACUGGAGGCUUAUGGAAAGAUGGUGGGUCUCUCUCUGAGGGUCAGAGCAGCUCUGUGUGGAACAACACGUAUCCAUCCCAGGCCAGUCCUUGCCUCCCAUCUGUUUCUGUCUCAGUCCACCCAGAUUUCUCCUCCAGCCCUGUUUCCUUCAACCCCCCGGAUGGAGCUCUGUGGGCCGACCACGUACUCUCCCAGGCCAGCCUCCCGUCUGCCGCUGCCCUCCCCGAUAGCUGGACCUACAGCCUGAACCCCCAGAGCACAAGUGGUUACCCCAAUGUUCACAAUGUCUAUCACGCUCACCCCCACAUCCACACCCGGCACCACCACCCUAUGCUCCAUUCAUACCCGACCCACAGCCCAACAUUGGAUCCUAGGUUCAAUCCUCUGCUGCUGCCUGCUGUUAGGAACCAGAACCAGUCGACCACCAGCAUAGCGAGUUCCCCGCACAGCGAGGGGGUGAAGACGGAGAUGGAGCCCAGCAGCAACAGCCCCAUCCCGGCUACCUCUGUCACCUGGACUCCCUCGGCCCUCCAUGGAUCCUUGGAAGCGUAUGACUCAGCUCUUGAUCAGACCAAAGCAAAGACGUCAGUUUGGUUCUAAGGAAUGUACUGACAAUAAGAAGGAUUAUCAACUUACACCAAAAAGGACCUACUAUGUGGCUCUAUAGAUAUAUGGCUACAACACUAGCACUGUAAUGUUCAAUGAAGAUAGAAGGCUUACUGUAGCUUAGACUAUGAGUCCUGCACUGUCCACACAACUUAUUAUGGAGAUGAACUCAGGCGUUUGGACUUAAAUGACAGCGAUCUACUGCUUUGGCUGUAGGUCAAGGCCCUGGAAGAACGAUACAAACAGACUACUAGCUUUAAGAAAUGGAGGACUCUUUUUCUCUGAAGGCAAAAAAACACCAUUUCUCUUUCAUGCAAUGUGAGGCCAAGUGGUUCUGUUUCAAGAGCUUGAUUUUGAUCCACAUUUUGUUUUGUACAGUAAAUGUUUCUUGAUGACUGUAAAUGGGUUUGUGUGUACAGUUUUGCCAUGCUAAGUUGUUGUUUGCUGGAUGACUUUUGCUAAAAUUCUUGCCUGAAUGCUACUUUGCUAUUUUUGCCUUAAGGGAUUGUGUAGUGUAAAUAUUGGUACUGUAUGUUUAAGUAAUAAAUUGGUGAACUGUAUUUGCGAAUGAAGGCUCUUUUUCCGACAUAAACUUACUAAUUUACCACAAAAAUAUGCAGAAUUCAUGCAAAAAUAUUCACUUUCAAGUAAAUCUUGGAAGUAUCUUGAGGAUAUUGAGCACAUCACCUGAAAUUUAAGUAAGAAUAUGUUCAAUUCAUUCAAGUUCCUGCUCCUAAGAGGCAGCAGGAACUCUUCACACAUAACUUUCCCAUUACAUCUCAUUCAAUGAUGGAUGCUUCUUCUCUUAU